This is a messenger RNA of Physella acuta, 2744 nucleotides long. RefSeq lists its product as uncharacterized. The record is from RefSeq and is a predicted model, not a curated record. Lineage: Eukaryota; Metazoa; Mollusca; Gastropoda; Physidae.
GGCUAGUCAUUUUCAUAACAACGAAGUUGAAACAAUUGAUUCUAAUUUUAGCUUUCGGAUUGUAUUUGUAUUAUCAGGUUGAGAUAGAUCCAGAUCAACAUGCAGCAACAAUGGAUGGAUAUGAACUUUGUCUAAUGCUGUUGUAAAAUAAAUAUUUUGUGGAGAAAAAUCUUGAAUGGAGAUUGCCAUGUAAUCUAUAUGAUGUGGUUGUUCCUCUGCUCUCCAUAAGCAUGUCUGGAAGUCAUAAAUCACCUUCCACAGACAACAGCCUGGGGGCUGGUCUGGACCAUGAAGAGAGCAAGACAGAAGAAGACGACAUCUUUGCACAGCUGGCCCAGAAAGAAAGAGACCUAAUUUUGGCUGCAGAAUUAGGAAAAGCCUUGUUAGAUUCCAAUCAGGAGCUGCAGUCUCGCUAUGACCACGUUGUUGAUGAUUUCACACACAAGAUGGAGGAUUUACAACAAGAGAAAUACAACCUUCACCUUGAACUUGAAAAAAUGGAGGCAGAAUAUCAAAAUGCUAUCAAAGACUUGCAAGAUGAUAUCAUAUCUCUCCGUAAACAGCUUCAAACAAAUGACGAUCUACAGAUCUCUGAGCGGGAGAGGUCUAGGUCCUUACGUGAAGCACAGCGUAACUCAGACUUUCUAGCAGAACAAGUGAAAAAAGCAGCUGUGAGAGAAGAGGAACUCUUGAGGGAACUGAAUGAACAGAAGGAGAAGAAUGAGUCGAGUUCAGCCACCAUCAAGGAUCAGAUGGACCAUAUAGCUAUGUUAAGAGACCAGGUAGAAUAUUUGAGUGAAAAAUUGAAGGAGACAAAUCAAAAGCUAAUAGAAGUUCAGGGGGAGAGAGACACACUGCUGAACUCUAUAGAGGCCACACAGGAGCAGAUCCAGUCCUUGGAGAGCAAGAUUUUACUGCAGGAGGAAAAGCUUCACCGGCAAGCCAACGACAUGGUAGAGCUGCAGGAGUCCAAUUCUGAUCUACAGCUUCAGCUUGAGCACCAGCAACAGCAGCCACUCUACCGCCACUACAGCAGCAGGGCAGGCAGUAAAGGGAACUUCAAUGGAAACAACCUGAAAAAUACCAGACCACAGACUCUGUUUUUUGAACUGACUCAGGAGAAACAUAAACAAUUCCAGCUACAACAGUCUGUUGAGGGAAGUAACAAGCAUUCCAGGGCAGUUCCAGACGCUAUGCCAUCAGGUGAACACACGUCUGAGAGGUCGUUGUUUGAUGAACUCAACAGCUCACAAGCCAAAGGUCGUGAGCUCAGUGCCACAUCACUGCUGGCGGAGUUUUCGACUCACCAUGGCCACUGUAGAAACGCCAGUGACUGCAGUUUGUCAUCACUCACCGAGGGCUCUCGCAAGCGCCACCACAACAAUAUUGGUGGGAGCAGCGAUGACGACUCAGAUGGAGGGGCAGACAAAUGCAACAGGAACAGCAACUGCAAGCAGACAGUGUACUCCAACCCUGAUGCCCCCUACCAUCACAGCUUCACUCUGGGGAAUGUCAACACAGCAUCCACGGAUAAAAAUGGAAACAGAGUCCUGUUGAUUGAGUCCUCCAACUUGGGGACAUCAAAGAGUGGCAUUAAAACUAUAUCUAAGUCUCCAGAACUUUUCCUCGAAUCACAAACAGCAUUUGACCCACAAGAUACUCUGUCUGACUCUUCCUCCUACUCCAAAAAUGUGACUGAUGACUCUCCGCAGUCUUUGUUUGCUGAACUUGACUCCUACAGUGGCACCAACAGCCCAGUCUUAUUCUCCGAGCUCAACGCUCAAGAAUAUGAGCUCCACUCCAGAAGUUUCCAGGAGCCCCAGGAGCAGUCUCUGUUUACUGAGCUCUCUUCCAGGUUGUUUGAUGAUAAAAAUGGGUCGGGGUCCGACUCGUCUUCAAACUGCAUGCUCGGCGUCUUCGACUUUCACUCAGGUGGGGAUUCUCACUCUCAAGAAGGGGAUCGUCAGAGCAAUGAAUCUUUGAAUCACUCAAUGGAAAUGAGAUCACGCUUGGAAUCUGAUUUGAGCUACACUAAUGACUGGUACUACAUGACCCCUGUUACUGCUGAGAUGCUGGAAGAAGAUGACUUUGAGUGUGAUGAUGAUGACUUUCUAGUGGGAAACAUGGUGGGAACUACCCUGUCCAUUGGUGAUGGAGGUGGUGGAACAAAUUUCAACUAUCAUUUCUAUGAUGGGCCUGUGGAUAUGGAGAAACACAGUACCCCGGAGAUGACUGAGGUCGACAGUCAUGACAAGAGCAAUGUCUGUGGCAAAACCAAAGAGCAGGUACAGCUGACAGAGGCCUGCAGGCAGCUUAAAGAACUAGUGGUGAGAAUCCAAGGGGAACCAGUUGUAGUUGAAGAAAAGGAGCAGGUUACUACAGAAGAUUUACUGGCCCUUGUUGCCCAGAUGAGAUUGUGUAUUGACAAACUGACCAAUGAAAAAGAAGAAGCUUUGACGAAAGCAGAUACAUUAGCAAAAGAACAGGGUGAAAAAGUUAUGGAGGAAAACAAAUGCACAAGUGUUUCAGUAAUAACUUCACAGACAGGGCUGGAUCCUAGAUGAGCUGAACUCAAGUAGGGGGAAGUUAAGUUGUCUUGCUGAUGGCAUUAGCUGUUGGACCCAAGAUGAACUGAACUCAAGUAGGGGGAAGUUAAGUUGUCUUGCUAUGGCAUUAGCUGUUGGACCCAAGAUGAGCUGAACUCAAGUAGGGGGAAGUUAAGUUGUCUUGCUAUGGCAUUAGCU